AAGAUAUGUAUAAAUAGAAGAGGAAGAGAGAAAUAAAACAUGUAGUCUAAACACUCGUAUUGUACUAAUACUAAAAGGCGGAAGCCGUAUCAUUGAGUCGUCUCAGUGAUUCAUGAUGCCGAAGCUGCGAGUAUGUGGAAGAGCCUGGAUGAUAGGAUCGGACGACUUGUUUAUCCCUAGCGGCUUAAGCAUCUACUUCAAAAUUUUAUCUCUUACAAUGGUGCUGACGAUGAUCAUUCUUCUCCAUAACAAGCUUCUAAGAUGCGAUCAGCCUUUCUUUUAUGUUUCUCUCUAUCUCUAUGGAUGCCUUGCAAUUAUAGUGACGAUACUUAUAAUCGACCUAACCGUGUUCUGCCUCAGUCGUAGAGGAGCCAUAAUGGAUGAGCAUCCACGAAGGCGCAUUCCCGGUUUAUUCAUAGCCAGAUGUGUCUUAGCUGGAGUGGAAUUGGGUUGGACGGGGUUUGGAACUUUUGUCGUAAGCUACAAAUUUCCAUGUGAUUUCACCCCGCAUGUUCUCAUUAUAAUUUGGAUUGUCGCUUCAUGGCUCCUGUUCUUUUUCUUCAUCCUCGGAAUUCUCGUCAUCUUUGAUCCUUUGGGUUCUACGCCUUGUGAUAGUGACGAGUACCCAGUACAUGCCAGUAAAAUCUGGAAAAUGCGGAUGCAUCUUCUGCGAAUGCUCAUGUGCAGAUACAAAUAUUACAAGGAGUUCGAAGAUGUCGCGAGGCUCUUCCAAACAGAAAUGAGACACAACGAGCUUGUGAUCACUGACAUCACAGCCGGUCUCAUGCUCAUGUCCAGAAAACAUCAUCUGGAAGCGGAGAGAUUUUUCAACGAGGCGUCCAACUUUGCAAUGGAAGAACAGUUGACAGUCAAGGACGCGGAGAGAGUGAUGUACUUUUACAAGUUUGCUAAUGCAGCUUACGGAUGGCCGAAUUAUAUAAUAGAGGAUAGAGCACAUGUGAUAGAGAUUUGUUGCGCGUGCAGUUGUAGAGAAGACGGCUAUGUCAAUUUAAUCUCGCGAGAGGGAGAGUGCGCAUGCCAUUACAACUCGAGAACCGUCAUCAACAGAGCUGGAAUCAGUCGAGAAGACCUAAUCGCAAUCUCCUUCCAGAACACCAUACACGAAACGCCCUUCUAUGUAUGUAUGGACCACGAGUCUAAAAAUGUCAUUGUUGCAAUUAGAGGAACCCAGUCUCUGGCGGAUUGUCUGACAGACAUGAUUAUCCAUCCUGAGCCGAUUGCUUGGGGUUAUCCAGACACAUUUCUAGGCCAUAAGGGAAUGCUCGCUGCUGCCAAUUUUGUAUACACCAAAAUUCAGAGAAUCGGCUGUUUCGAUUACUGCUAUGAGAAGUGGCCUGACUAUAAAUUAGUAGUUGUUGGACAUAGUUUGGGAGCUGGUGUUGCUGGCUUGUUAGCAUUUAUAUUGCGUAGUCGAGACUAUCUUAAGAAACGUGAAGUCACUUGCUAUACAUAUGCACCGCCUGGAAUUCUGCUGUCGAAAGAAGCGUCAGAUCAUUCGAGAAGUUUCUGCUUCAGUGGUGUUGUAGAGAGAGAUAUUGUACCUAGAUUCUCACUUGGAGCUCUACGGCGUCUGGAACGCGAGUUGAGUGAAGUGCUUUAUGAGUGCAAGCAAAAUAAAUCUGCCAUUAUUUUCGGAUCUGUGGCCGGAUGCUUUGCGAAACUUCCGUGUUGUCGGUGUCUUAAGAAGAAAGAACCGGACUUAAAGGAUUCCUACUUCCCAGGUGACAAAAUAUGUGAAAGUGUCGAUAAUUGCCGAGAAGAUGGUCAUGAUUGUCAUGCGGCCACUGGACAUCAGUUAGUUUCGGAUAAUUGUUACUGUCGGGAAGAUCCGGCGGAUAAUUCGAGGGCGAAUUCAUAUGUGAUUCCACAUCAGUUUCAUGACGUUGCAAUUCAGAUAGAUUUAGAAGACGACACUGGAGUGAUCACGAAAGAACCGAGAGACCAGACCUCGACUCGAAUGGGAGCGUCAACUGCGUUUGGGAGUAAUACGAAUAGUGGGGCUCCGUCUACAUCCAGUGGCGUGACCUCGAAAAUAUCGGAAAUCAUUCACCGACAGGAGAGGGAAAGGGAAGCGUUCAGAUAUGUCCCGAGACGACAAAAAGAUGAUGUGCAAAUUGGGCACACAACUCCACUUUACCCUCCGGGUAUCUUCCUGUACUUCGAACCAUGUCACCCCACCGAAGACCUGACCCUGCUAGAGAAGAAUGGCAGACGCUUCACAAAGCUGCCUCACUUUCUGAACUACGUGCGCAAGUGGAAAGAGUAUCAGUACUUUUGGAUCGAGAGAGAGUUCUUUGAUCGGAUCUUUAUCGCAGACCGAAUGUUCACUUCUCAUUUUCCGUAUACAAUGGACUACGCUAUAGUGCUGGGUCAGCCGCGCAUCGACAUUUUGAAGCCAGACAAACAGGAUAAGAAGAAAUUAGAUAUUUCUGAGGACAAAGCUGUGAAAGGUACAGCGGGUAAGAGAAAAAGCAAGGAUAACUUUGCAGAAGCGUUUCCUAAAAAGGCUUCUAGCUCGGAUUUGGAGGAAACUUACGACGUACCAUCUGAAGAGUAUGCGGAAAAUACGAACCUGGACCUUAAAGACCAGAGACAGGAAAAGAGUGCCCAGACCAUUUCAAUAUCGGAUUUGGACAUGUCAAAUCAGUAUUCAAGAAGACUGUCUGACAUCACUGAACGUCACGAAGGUACCCGGCUUGGAUGGUCCACGCCAUAUGAGGAGUCUAAUAUUGGCUCAGAUAAAGAUGCGAUAAAGCGCAAAAAACAGAAGAGGCGAUGGUCGCAAGAAAAAGAUAAUACACAUCACAGAAAUUCGUCUUCGCCUAUAAAUUUUGAUGAUCGCGCUGAGUUCUCAAAGUCUCACAUAGGGGAUGAAAGUGGGGUAACGUAUAAAGGGGGUCCCAUACAGAAACGAAGGUCAUCGCAACUUCCGAGAGAGGAAUCAGUUCAAGAUGUUACUAACAGGUCACCUGCUAAGAAAACAGAACUAACGUCUUCGAGUACUAAAAUCACAGACAAAGGCAAUCAAAAAACAGACAAAGGCAAUCAAAAUACGGACAAAACUUCACCGACUAGUCAAAACAGACUAAGGUUUUCAUCUUCCAACGGAAAUACAGACCGGGAUAAAUCGCCAAGCAACCAAGUCACUGAUAACCCAAAGUGGGGUCAAAUGUUAUCAUCGCCCAAUGAAGCUGUAGAUCAGGGUGAAAGGUCACGAGGAAGCAAUCAGUUGACGACCCACAGAACAUCAGCAAGAUCGGACGAUAAGGGGUCAAGUCGGAGACGGGUCAAGGUCAAAAGAAAGAAAAGAUCACCCGGAGGGUCAACAAGUCUGCAAGUGCGAGGCAGUGAAACUAAUGCUAAAAGUGAAGGUAGACUUUCAAGGAGAUCGGCAACUGCAAGAGAAUCAGAACUAAGCGAGAAGGCCUUCUCAAAAUGACAACAGGUCAAUCGGUAUAGAAAAUCGCGAGUGUAGAUUUGUUUUUGUAAUAGUUUUGCCUAUGCGAAGGCAGAAAUUCAACGCUUGAUUAUUUGCUAGUUGUACAUGGAUUUUGCUUUAUACAUUUAAAUUGUAUUUGAAUACACACUACAUAGGUAGGGUAUUGUUCUGGAUAAUAUACCCUAAUUUAUGUUUAGUACCUCAAUUUAUAGCUUAUGCCAAUUUGCAAUAAUAGUAAUUUAUAGCAAUAAUUCUUCCAAUUUAAAUUAUGA
Symsagittifera roscoffensis is the source of this 3732-nucleotide messenger RNA. RefSeq lists its product as uncharacterized. The record is from RefSeq and is a predicted model, not a curated record. Lineage: Eukaryota; Metazoa; Xenacoelomorpha; Acoela; Convolutidae. Gene Ontology annotation, molecular function: lipase activity. Gene Ontology annotation, biological process: arachidonate metabolic process; diacylglycerol catabolic process. The coding region runs from base 113 to 3460 and encodes 1115 amino acids. The transcript has 7 exons.